ACCCAGGGGGGAUGUAACCUCCGGGCACCAUGUGUCUCAAGCGCAUUCACCCUGCGGUGCACGUGCCCCCUUAUAUAAAGCCACGUAAUCGGGCGGAAUGGCGAGCCAGAUGCUGAUGUUGGUGGUGUUCGUGGUGCUGGCGAUGGUGGUGGGAGUUGCGAGCGAGAUCUAAUGGUCCUGAGCAAUUUCUGGUAGCCACUGCAGCAACACCAGAAGAGAGAGAAAGAAAGAGAGAGGCUCGAAUCUUAUCUCCACCCUAGCCCCAAGUGUCUCCGUGCCCUUCUUCUUCUUCUUCUUCUUCAAGUCUUUUCGUCUGAACCAGGGUUAAACAGAACAGCCCCAAUGGGAGAGGAGGAGAAGAAGCCAAAGGCUCAGGAGGAGGCCAAGAAGCCGGAGGAAGCGAAACCGGAGAAGAAGCCCGAGAAAGCGGCCGAUGAAGAGAAGGGAGAGAAGAAGGCGGAGGAAUCUAAGGACCCGCCUCCUCCUCCGCCUGAGAUAGUGCUCAAAGUGUACAUGCAUUGCGAGGGCUGUGCUCGCAAGGUCCGCCGGAGCCUCAGCGGCUUCGAUGGAGUGGAAGAGGUGACGACGGACUGCAGGACGCACAAGGUGGUGGUGAAGGGAGAGAAAGCAGAUCCGCUCAAAGUGUUGGAGAGAGUGCAGAAGAAGAGCCACCGACAAGUGGAGCUUCUCUCCCCUAUUCCGCAGCCACCUGCUCCGGAAGAGAAGAAGCCUGAGGAGAAAGAAGCCCCCAAGCCCGAAGAGAAGAAAGAAGAGCCGCCGCAGGUGAUCACGGUGGUGCUCAGCGUUCACAUGCAUUGCGAGGCCUGUUCUCAGGCAAUCAAGAAACGCAUCCUCAGGAUGAAAGGGGUGGAAUCUGCUGAGCCAGAUCUGAAGAGCUCGCAGGUGACGGUGAAGGGGGUUUUCGAGCCACCGAAGCUGGUGGAGUACGUGCACAGGAGGACGGGGAAGCACGCGGUGGUAGUGAAGCAAGAGCCAGAGAAGAAAGAGGAAGAGAAGCCCAAAGACGCCAAGGAAGAGAAGAAGGCGGAGGAAGGAGGAGGGGACAAGAAGAGCGAGGGAGAGAGCAAAGACAAGAAGGAAGGCGACGCCGCCGCCGAGCCCAAGGCGGAGGCCGCCGAAGAGGGCAAGGUGGUGGAGAUGAAGAAGCAAGAGUACUAUUACCAUCCACACUUGUACUCUGCCCCGAGAUAUAUGCCCAUGCCCAUGGAUUUCUACGCACCUCCGCCUCAGCCUCUGCCCCCGCCUCCGCCACCAUACUAUUACAAUCAACCUCUAAUGGCUGCACCGUACAAUCCCUACGCUCAGACGUACCCUCCCCCUCCCCAGAUCUUCAGCGAUGAGAACCCUAAUGCCUGUUCUGUCAUGUAAAAACAGGGACACCCCGAGGGUAGAAAUGGGAAAUGAACCUUCCCCAUCCCCCCCCUCCCCCCAAACCUUGUCCUGGUCCAUGCUCUGCAUGUGCCCUGUCCCCUGUCCUGUGUUUAAAGGCAUAAAAUCUACAGAUUAAGAUGUAGAGUUUUGUUGUACUCUCUUCUUUUUGUACUACCCUUUUCCUUUCUGCCCCCUCCCUCUCCCUCUCUCUCUCUCUCUCUAUAUAUUAUAAAAAGAGAAGUUAAAUGUCAUGUUAACAUAGAAAAAUAAUAGCACCAUGACAUGAAAUACAGAAUUCUGAACCUUUUUGGGA
Eucalyptus grandis is the source of this 1705-nucleotide messenger RNA. RefSeq names its product heavy metal-associated isoprenylated plant protein 7-like. The transcript has 5 exons. Gene Ontology annotation, molecular function: metal ion binding. The coding region runs from base 343 to 1389 and encodes 348 amino acids. The record is from RefSeq and is a predicted model, not a curated record. Lineage: Eukaryota; Viridiplantae; Streptophyta; Magnoliopsida; Myrtales; Myrtaceae.